Messenger RNA from Belonocnema kinseyi, 2219 nucleotides. RefSeq names its product eukaryotic translation initiation factor 4H-like (gene eIF4H1). Bases 97 to 1047 code for a protein of 316 amino acids. Lineage: Eukaryota; Metazoa; Arthropoda; Insecta; Hymenoptera; Cynipidae. Gene Ontology annotation, molecular function: RNA binding. The transcript is spliced from 5 exons. The record is from RefSeq and is a predicted model, not a curated record.
UGGUAAUUUUUACCAGUGACUGGAAAUUGGUGUGUGCCCUUUUUUUACUGAAACUAGUUUGACCCGCGCGGUCCCGGUCAGUUUCGUGCAUCCAACAUGGCUGGCCGAGGUGGUUAUGAUGAUAUGAGAGACCAUUAUGGUGGGAGCAGAAGUAGGAAACCUUUGCCUACUGAGCCCCCUUACACCGCAUACGUCGGAAAUCUUCCAAAUGGAAUUGUCCAAGGAGACGUCGACAAGAUCUUUAAAGAUCAGAAUGUAAAAGGAAUUCGAUUGGUGAAAGAUCGUGAAACCGAUAGGUUUAAGGGAUUUUGCUAUGUUGAGUUUGAUGAAUUGUCUGAUCUAGAAGCAGCUUUAGCGAUGAAUGGAUUUGUCGUUGUUGAAGGAAACACGAUCAAAAUAGAUGUCGCAGAUGGAAAACGAAAUGACCGAGGCGGUGGCUUCGAUAGAAGAGGUGGAGGUCGAGGCGGCAGUUCCGCCCCAAGUGGCGGCGGCGGUGGUUUUGGCAGAAGAGACGGCAGAGGAUAUGGAGAUGAUUUCGGAGGAGGAGGAUAUAACGACAGGGGAUCACAAGGAGGUGGUGGUAGGCCGGGAGGCGGUUUUGGCGCCGAUUCUAGAGGAAAUCGUGGAAAUUAUGGCCACUUUAAUGAAGACUCUGGUAGUCGAGAGUGGUCUCGUGGAGGUACUCCAAGUGGUCCCGGUGGCCCUGGCCCCGGUGGUCGUGACAUUAAUCGCGACGGUGGUCGUGACGGUGGCCGUGACGGUGCUGGAAGCGGUAGAUCAUUUGGUGGUAGACCACCUCGUGGUGGUGGUGGUGGUGGUGGUGGUGGUGGUGGUGGAAGAGACGAGAGGAAACCCUUCCAAGAUGAACCCUUCAUGAAGGACCCACCUCCAGACACCAGUGGAAGAAAACGCUUGGUUCUCGCUCCACGGACCGUGGCUGCUCCCAUAAACGCACUCGCUGAAUCAACUAAAGCAAGUUCAAUAUUCGGCGGGGCGAAGCCACGAGAGGAGAAGGGGAAGGGCGAGGGGGAGGAGGAGCAAAACUAAAAUCUCCGACUCUGCUUUAAUAUUUUCAAAUCCCCUGAAAAAAGAGAACAGGGGAGGUAAAUCAUCUUGAAAGAAAAAAAUCGUCAGAUAAGUAACAUAAGGCUCUUUCAACUUCCUGUAGAUCGCUGAGAAAAGCUCCCCGGAGACGUAAGGAAUAACCGUUAUAUCCGUAAAUUUCCAUUAAUUUUUAUCAAAUCUGUGGAGGGAAUUUUUCUCUAGAUUAAUGUAUACAUAACGAGAAAAUAGUUGUAUGUUGGUACAUAAUAAGAAAAGAUGCAUCUUAGGGUCGGUGAGAGGAAGUUUUCUAAUUCGGGGACUCUUCAAGUACGACAUCCCAUCUACCAUUUUCAUCACAAUUUGUUAUAUUAAAAUGUAACCAUAACAAAAAAGUAUUCAUAACUUGCAUACAUGCAUGUUUGAAUACAAUUAUUGCUAUACAUGUGAAAUACGGAUAGUAAAAUGCUACGGAUUACGUACAUUUUGCUAUUCAUAAAGAUUCGAGUUGAGUUUCUGUCGGUUUGUAAUAAUGUCAAGGGUAAAUGUACAAAUUAUGAAAAAGUGUAAACUAGCAUUGCACGGUGCGCAAGAUAGAAUUCCUCAAGCAUUUUGCGUUUCUUUGCAAAAAAAAAAAUAGAAAAAAAAUUAAGGUACUCGAUCGUGAUGCUCAUAUAAAAAAGAGAGUACAAAAAAAAUCUAAACGAACCUUAUUCCUCCUCUGUUAUACUUUUUUUAUGUUUGUUUUGUAUUGCUAAUCUAUUAUAAACAAUGUUAACUAACUGAUCACGCUUAAACAGUUGUUGCUAGGUGAAAGCUUCGAAACAAUAAUUGUUUAGAGCACCGCUUGAGUGUUUAUUAUCAGCAAACAUAUUAUGAACAGUCGCACGAGUGAGAAAUUAAUAAUGCCGAGCGAAAUUUUCAUGACUGGACAUUCAAACGGCGUAUCAAUCAGUUUUAUCGUUAGGAAGUUCGACAGUGUUGACGAAAAUGACGUGAAGAUUAUGGCAAAUAAGGGAGAGGAAACAAAGAAUUAACCACAUUAUGUAAAACUACGCUUGUAUAUGUUACUAUUUCAUAAAUAAAGUAGUUUGCCCCGUAACCGUGUAAUGUAUCGUGAGGGAAAACUCAGAUCAUAUUUAUGUAAUUUGUAUUGUGAAUAAUACCAAUGUAAUGUC